CGCGACUGUGCGACGCUACUUCACACAUGUAUGCGUCCAUCAUGAGUCACAGAAUUCGUGGUCGCAUCAUCUCCGGUCGCGUUCCCUAAUUAAGCCUCCCUCGCCCCGACGAUAGCGAAGAUGCGACUAUAGUCCCGCAAGGAGCACGUGAGAAGGACCGCUCUAUCCCGUCGUAUCCUGAGGAAGGUUCGGUAUUAUCCUCGCUGCUGUUAAAGAAGAUGGCUCUGGCGGCCGGUAAUCGCGUCCCUUCGAUCGUCGUUCUCGUCGCCGUCGCCACCACCGCCGUCACCGUCGCCGUUGCCAUCGCUGUCGCCGUCGCCGUCGCCUGCACCUAGUGUCGUGCGUGUUUUCUUCUGUAUAUCCCGUCACCAAUCCCCCGUAAGCCUCCUCUGCGUGGUGGAUCCCUCACGUGCCCGGACGACGGUUUCUCGUCUUCCCCGUAGUUCUCUCCACCAUCCCACUCGUAAUGUAUCUUCGCGAGGCACUCUGGAGAAUGUCAACCCCGAGAUGGAACUUCAUAGCGAUCGUGACUCCCAGGAAUUUCCGAGAACGCUAAGGGUGUAGGAGAAAGAAAGAGGAUCGGAGCUCGUACACGGUUGCACGUGGGUGUUUUAUUUCCUUUGAAGCUUCCUCUUUUCACUGUAAGCAUCCUAAAAGUUUCCUUGCUAUUGCCCAAUGAAUGAAAGCAUGGAUCAGACUAGAAACAGACCAAGUAGACCGCGUCUGCGGUCACACGGUAACUCUGCUAGAGUUCUUGUAUUUGAUCAAAACGAAGCAGAAGAAACUGCCGGUAAUAUGGAAAAGGAAGUACACAAACGUCCAAUACCACCAAAAGUUGAAAGCAAGGAAGCUCCAGUUCGGCCUGUUAGUGGAGAGCUAUCAAAUCUAGUUCGCAUGAGAAAUUCUGCGAUCGGAAAAUCAGCACCUUCUCUGUCAGUUCACGUGCGUGACUUUAACAUUUCUCGUCGCGCUGCUAAAGCGGCUCAUCGUAAAUCUCUCAUUACAACUACAUCACCUACUUUACCACGUUGCCAUUCACCUUUAUCGGCAUUCGUCCCGAUUGUAGGCAGUCCCUUAGAAAGCCCUAGGAUGUCAUCCAGUCCACACUUUGCUUUUGCUCCAAUUAAAAGAAUUGGUGGAGGUGCUACAGGAACUGGUGAUGGCAGAAGAUGGUCAGUUGCUAGUUUACCGUCCAGUGGUUAUGGAACAACACCUGGCUCUAGUAAUGUCUCGUCACAAUACUCGAGCCAAGAACGUUUGCAUCAACUGCCAAAUGUUCCCACUAAGGACGAACUACGCAUGUUAUCUUGCCACUUCUCUAAGCCUGGAACACCAUGCUCCUCACAUCCGGGCUUUCCAGGCUCUAGCAUAUCGAGUAUUCCAGGUAGCGCGUCUCUUAGCCUUGAGGAAGAAGGUCGUCGAUCACCAUUACAUCGUCCACGUUCUCGAAGUUUGAGUAGUCCAAGUCGAUCACCUGUUCUCGACAGCGAAAUUGUUAUGAUGAAUACUUUGUAUAAAGAAAGAUUUCCAAAGGCAACACAACAGAUGGAAGAGCGACUGACCAAUUUUAUUAAUGAAAACAAAGAGAUAGAUGAAUAUGAAAUAAUGGCUAACAUGACGCAAGAUUCCUUACCAAUUUUACGUUUUGUACAUCAUCAAGUAAUCGAAAUGGCCAGAGACUGCUUACAGAAAUCUCAGGAAAAAUUAAUUACAACGAGAUAUUUUUAUGAGAUGAGCGAAAAUCUGGAACAUUUAUUAAUGGAGACAAAAGAUAAAUCUUUAGAAGCAGCUACGAGAUUAACAGGAUUGAUAAAGAAACUUUUAUUGGUUAUAUCGCGUCCAGCUCGUCUAUUAGAAUGUUUGGAAUUCGAUCCUGAAGAAUUUUAUCAUUUACUCGAACAAGCAGAGGGCCAAGCUAAAGUCAAUGCUGGAAUAAAAACUGAUAUUCCCCAAUAUAUCAUUACAAAAUUAUCUUUAAAUAGGGAUCCUAUAUCCGAGCUGCAGGAGGAUUUGAAUAAAUUGGAGGAUUCAGCAAGCUCCAGUGACAGUAAUCUACAAGUAGCAUCGAGUCCAAAUAAGGAUGAUGAUAAAUGUCAACGUAUUCCGUGCGAAAGUGACUAUGAAGUAUUGAAACUCAUUAGCAAUGGUGCAUACGGCGCGGUAUAUUUGGUAAAAGAGAAGACCACUCGACAGAGAUUUGCUAUGAAGAAAAUCAAUAAGAAUAAUUUAAUGCUACGAAAUCAAGUAGAGCAAGUCUUUGCCGAAAGAGAUAUAAUGAGUUUUACAGAUAAUCCAUUUGUAGUCUCCAUGUAUUGUAGUUUUGAAACCAAGAAACAUUUAUGCUUAGUAAUGGAAUACGUAGAGGGAGGGGAUUGUGCAAAUCUGUUAAAAAAUAUAGGUCCACUGCCACCAGAUAUGGCAAGAUUUUAUUUCGCAGAGACUGUCUUGGCUGUUGAAUAUUUACACAGUUAUGGCAUUGUACAUCGGGAUUUGAAGCCUGAUAAUUUACUUAUCACUGCCUUGGGACACAUCAAGCUUACUGAUUUUGGCCUCAGUAAAAUGGGUCUAAUGUCCUUGGCAACAAAUCUUUACGAGGGCUAUAUCGAUCGAGAUACACGACAGUUCUCGGAUAAACAAGUGUUUGGAACACCAGAAUACAUCGCCCCAGAAGUUAUAUUGCGCCAAGGUUAUGGUAAACCGGUGGAUUGGUGGUCCAUGGGUAUUAUAUUGUAUGAAUUUUUAAUUGGCUGUGUUCCAUUCUUUGGCGAAACACCUGAGGAAUUAUUUGCUCACACAGUGAAUGAUGAUAUUGAAUGGCCAGACGAAGAUGAUUGGCCUGUCCAACCGGAGGCGAAGGACAUUAUAACGGUUCUAUUACAACAGAGCCCUAGAGAUCGAUUAGGAACUGGUGGAUCGCAUGAAGUUAAAGAGCAUCCAUAUUUUUAUGGAGUAAAUUGGAACAGCUUACUUAGACAAAAAGCUGAAUUUGUACCACAACUAGUUAACGAUGAGGAUACAAGUUAUUUUGAUACUCGUAUGGAUAGAUAUAAUCAUGACUUAGGUGAUGAUACAGAUGACACCGAUGAUUCUCCCUUAUUCGGGUCGUUCUCCUCUUAUUCACCACAAUCACGCAAAAUCUCUCAAACGCGCCCGCCUCAAUUCAAUUCCGACGCAGAAUCCGAUCUUUCUAAGAAACAACUGUUCCGUACUGAACUUGAAGGCACUUUUGCGCAACUAUCUCUCGGAUCGACCAUAUCAUCAGCUACACCGCCAUCCAAACUCGUUGAGUCACAAUCCGUAUCAUUAUCUGAGAAAUAUCGGCCGCCCCAUCCAUCAGUAAAGAAUAAUACCUGCAUCGAGAAUCAAAGCAGAACCGACAAACCAAAUAUUGUAUCAUCCUGUAUAACAUCCGGCACUGUUGUUUCAAGUAAUGAGUCGACACAAUUAUCGAUCACUAAAGGUGCCCAGGCAGAAAGAACAUCAAUCAAUCUGAGUACACCCGAUUCUUCGCAAACCGAAUCCGAAGAUAUCAGCCCUCAGAUUCAAAGAAAACGACAUACGCACUCCCGUGAUAAGCUGCCCAGGUUUAGUAUAUCCAUUGAUGAUGAACACAUAUUGGAUCUCGUAGUGGCGAAUAAAGACGCAGCGGAGGAAAGCAAACACAAUUCCAGUACUGAUUCCUUCGAAUCUUUCAGUGCCAUAUCCGUAUUACCAUCCGCCCGACAGAAGUCUCGAUCUGUCAUAAAAUCCGCUUCGACUAGUGGAUUAUCAUUAGUGAUUCCGACCAGUGAUUUUGCCUAUGACGCACCACUAAAUGUUCAACCCAUUGAGUCGCCUGGUGGAUCAUCAACUGCAUCUUCGAGAGAUACUUCCCCUUGCCGUGAGCUUAGUCCUCUUGUGACUAGUCUGAAACCGCCUAUUAUCAUUCGUCGAGGACCAUGUGGCUUUGGCUUUACCGUACACACCAUUAGAGUUUAUUAUGGCGACAGUGAUUUCUAUACCAUGCAUCAUCUAGUAAUGGAGGUUGAACAGUCCAGCCCGGCAUUCGAAGCCGGUUUGAGACCAGGCGAUCUGAUUACGCAUAUAAACGGUGAACCGGUGCAGGGUCUAUAUCAUACUCAAGUUUUGCAGCUGAUGCUAAGCGGCGGUGAUCACGUAACAUUACGUAGCACGCCAUUAGAAAACACCAGCAUCAAGACCGGUGGUAGACGACGCGAUCUUGCGCAAAGUAAACUGGCACGUCGGACGCUGCAUAAGCAACGAAAGCAAAAACGAGAUCACACAGACAAGAAACGGAAGACAUCUCUUUUUAAGAAAAUAAGCUCUAAACGGGCGAGCGUAGAGAUGCAGCAGCCGUUAACUAUCAGUUGUCCAUUGUCAGCACCCAUUUUGUCCAGCGACAGCAAACCUCCACUUAUGAUGGCCGCAGGAAUUUGUUCACCCUCGAUGGUCACACCCAGUCGAUCAUUUCAGUCGUUCACUCGCUCGCAGGAGACAUCGCCAUAUUUUACAGCCUGUUCGAAAUCCGUCUGCAGCUCGUCCCCACCGGCAAAUCGUGUCAGCACAGACUCUUAUCAUUCUACCGGAAAUUCGAGUCCGUGCUCCAGCCCGAACUCCUCGUCUCCGGGCUCGAAUACGUCCGUGGGUAAUCUAUCAGGCAUAUCGAACCAAUCGCAUUACCAGCGUCCAAGUACUCUUCAUGGUCUCAAGCACAAGCUGCACACGGCCGCGAAGAACAUCCAUUCACCAAAUCGCAGAAAAUCCGUUGGCCACAUACCGUUAUCGCCGUUGGCCAGGACACCGAGUCCAUCACCGAUUCCUGCUAGUCCGACAAGAAGUCCAAGCCCAUUGGCGUUUCCCACGGGCCAUCAACCCGGUAGUUCCAACACUACGCAGUCGUAUAGCCCAGGAGCAUGUUUAUCGACACCGAAUAAUCAGAAAAAAGGAUAUGGCCGUCCAAAAUCUGCAGAACCGGGUUCGCCGCUACUUCGACGAGCACUUAGUCCUGAUCGGCUUCAUCCACGUUCGGCGGAAAACAAAACAUCGAUAUCGCCAUUGGUGAAUACCGCGGUGAAAGUGACACCGCGCGUGACAAUCGCGCAAUCAUCCCACAAUAUCAGCGAUGCAUCGGAUGACUCCAACGAUAGUUUUAAAGAAGCCAAUGAGAAUGCAAAGGGCGAAAAAAAAGUGCCAAGUGAACAGAAAGCGGACUAUUCUAAAUUGACUCAUGGUAUAUCUAUUAAUUUAGGAAACGUAAGUAUGUCGAAUUCUUGUGGUAGUACGCAAUUGCCGCGAAUAGCCGAGGAGAAAGAUUCGCCAACAGGUACCAAGAGCGAUGAUUACUCGUCAUCGAAAGAAAUCAGCAUGGAAAACGACAAACAACAAUCAACGUGUAGUAACAGUCAGCCCGGAGAUAUAGAGAAAGUUCAGAACGAUGAACGCCAAGCUACAAGCAAUAGUAAAGUACAACAAUGCUUUGAAAAAGAGGAGACCGUUCCAUUUGGUGUUCUGCAAACGAGCACACAGCAAGUAAUUAAUGCCACGAGCUUACAAAAGAACUUGGAUCAGAGGCAUUGUCAAACCGGCGAGAAAUCUACCGCGACAUCUUUACCGCAUAAAGUGCUUGUCACCGAACAAAAAAGCACUGGUAAGAGUAACGUAGAAGUUCACCAAGAGACUAAGAAGGUAUUUAAAAAGUACAAGUCCGACUCUGGCGAUGGCACCGCUUCAAACACGCACGAAACUAAUGCAGGAUUGGGAAAAGAUAAAAAGAAUUAAUUAAUUUUGUUUGCUAUUUGAGUAAAUGUCUGAGGAAGCAUCAGUCUCCUAUAUGUAGCGGAAAGCUUUACCUAUGUGUUAAUCAAACAUGAAAUGAGAAGAAAGUUAUUCUGCAGAAUUUGAAUGCUUUGUCGAAUAACUUUGAGACACUGACGAUUGUAUGAGAGAUAAGAGACUAAUACAAAAAAAAAAGAAAGAAAAGAACACGGAAAAACAGGAAACAGCACAGAUUUUGAAUUUAUAUAACUUUAUUGAACUUCUAUAUUCAAACUUAUAGGCUUCCGUCAACUGAAUACCUGAAAGCGAUUAAGAUAUUUAUAUAUAUUUCCAA
Messenger RNA from Pogonomyrmex barbatus (red harvester ant), 6109 nucleotides. RefSeq names its product microtubule-associated serine/threonine (MAST) protein kinase dop (gene dop). Gene Ontology annotation, biological process: intracellular signal transduction; peptidyl-serine phosphorylation. Gene Ontology annotation, molecular function: magnesium ion binding; protein binding; protein serine/threonine kinase activity. NCBI's taxonomy places the organism in Eukaryota, Metazoa, Arthropoda, Insecta, Hymenoptera, Formicidae. The record is from RefSeq and is a predicted model, not a curated record.